This is a messenger RNA of Uloborus diversus, 608 nucleotides long. RefSeq names its product glutamate receptor ionotropic, kainate 3-like. The record is from RefSeq and is a predicted model, not a curated record. Gene Ontology annotation, cellular component: membrane. The transcript has 4 exons. Lineage: Eukaryota; Metazoa; Arthropoda; Arachnida; Araneae; Uloboridae. Gene Ontology annotation, molecular function: ligand-gated monoatomic ion channel activity. Bases 84 to 608 code for a protein of 174 amino acids.
GUACUUGGACUGGAUUCAUCGGCCUUAUAACUUCAGGGAAAACCAUCUUCAGCAUUGCAACCCUUUCCAUCAGCAACAGAAGGAUGCAAGCAGUCGACUUCAGCUCCCCCUACCUUUUCGGUAAGAUGGCAUUCGCGGUUUUAAAUCCCGCCUUGGAAAGCAGAAAGUACGUCCUCAUAAAGCCCUUGUCUCCACCGGUAUGGACUGGUCUAGUAUCGACUUUUUUAGCAUGUACUUGUACACUGUACUUGAUAACUCAUUCGCUUCCUUGCAAAAGUGGUGUCCGUAGAUCCUACAAUGUCUGGUUCCUGUUUCGGACACUCGGACAACAAGGAACACCAAGUCCUGCUCCAGCAAGAUUAAGCAUUCGUAUCUUCAUCGGCAGUUGGUGGUUCUUUAUCAUGGUGAUCCUGUGGAGUUACGCGGGUACUUUGACUUCCUUCAUGACUUAUCCUGGCCGAAGGCAGACUGUCGACACGGUCUCCAAACUUCAGAGGUCUCUGAAUUCACGUACCUUUCGUUAUGGCACCAUCAAAGGGACUACCUACGAAAACUUUCUAAUGGUAAAUUUCUUUUUCACCUGUGUUAUUGAUAACAAGACGCCUUAA